Astrephomene gubernaculifera is the source of this 2296-nucleotide messenger RNA. Lineage: Eukaryota; Viridiplantae; Chlorophyta; Chlorophyceae; Chlamydomonadales; Astrephomenaceae. The record is from the annotation of a GenBank genome assembly.
GACAUGCAUCGCGGCGCUGAGGGCUAUGCAGGCCAACGACAGCGUGCGGCGGCUGAUGGGCACCGCUGCCCGACUGGGCUGUGUGGCGGCCGCCGCCAACGACCCGCGCCGCAACCUGGGGGCGCAGCUGGACGCGGAUGCGGACUUCAGGGAGGGCGGUCCCAACACGGUGGGUGUGGCGGGCUCCGUGCUGGGCCUCAUCCCCUUCAUGGUGCUGGUGGCCAUCAAGAGGAUACCGCCGGGACAGCACAUCAUGUACAGCUACGGCGCCAGCUACUGGUCCCUUCACGCGGAGGAGGCGCAGGCGGCGCGGGAUAUGGAGGAGGCCCUGGCGCGCGAGGAGGAGGAGCGGCGGCGGCGGCAGGCGGCAGAGCGGUGCGUUCAGGAGGAAAGGCAGCGGCGGGACGCGGCGGAGAGGCAGGCGGCGGCGGAGGCGACGGCGAGGGAGGAGGAGCGGCGGAGGCGGCUGGAGCUGGAGGAGGAGGUGCAGCGGCUGCUGCGGAGGGAGAGGGAGACGGAGGAGAGGGAGGAGCGGCGGAGGCAGGAGCGGGCGGAGGAGCAGAAGAGAAAGGAGGAGGAGAAGGAGCGGAUAAGGGUUGAGAAGGAGCGGCGGAAGGAGGAGGAGAGGGAGCAGCGGCGGAAGGAGAGAGAGGAGCGGAAGAAGGAGGAGAGGGCCCGGCUGCGUGAAGAGCGAAAGCGGAAGCAGGAGCUGGAUGAGGGCGGGAAGGACCCACAGCAGCAGCAGCAGCCGCCCUCACAGCACCCACAACAGCAACAGCGGGACAGCGCGACCGACACCGCCACUGCUGCUGAACCAGCCUCAGCGGUGGGCGCUGCCCCUCCUCCCCGCGCUUCCUCAGAUGCUGCCGCCGCCGCCGCCACUGCCGCCGCAGCUUCCGCCCCCCUCACCGCUGCUGUGCCGGCGUCACCUCGGCCCCCUGCUGCUGCCCUUCCUGCUACCGUUGCUGCGGCUGCAGCAGCGGGGGCAGGUGCUUCUACCCCCCGCUGCGCCAGUCCCUCCCUGCGCUCGCCGCUCAAGCUGCCCAAGUACUCGCCACGACCCCAGGCGUCCCCGUCGGCAGGAGCGGCAGCGCGAUUGGCAGGAGCGGCAGCGGGGUCGGCAGGAGCGGCAUCAGCCGCUGUACCGGCUGCCAAUGACCUGCCAGCAGCCACGGGGAAGGGGCCGGCGGCGGAAGGUGGGGAGCGCCCGGAGGCAACGGCGAUUACGGCAGCAGCAGGGUCACAGGCAGAGGCGGCGGCGGCGGGGGGCAUGAAGUCGCUGGGGUCACCGCUGGGGAAGCGGCCCCGACAGGGCAACCUUGAGGAGGAGGAGGCGAACCCAGGCCCCCGCUCUCCCCGUCAGCGCACCGCUGAACCAGCCGCUGAACCAACCGCUGAACCACCCCCGGCAGCACCCGCUGCAGCACCCGCUGCAGCUCCCAAGGGAGGCCCCGUCACCACCUCCCUCCUCAGGCGGGCAGCUGCCGCCGCCCGCGGCGCCCUGAACUUCAGCCGCCAGCCGUCACGACAGGCAACAACCACAGCAACAACAGCGCCACAGGCGACGAAUACCGCCGCUGCGGCAGCCACCUCUGCCGUCCUCACUGCCAUCACCGCCGCCACCAUACUACAUGCACCUCUCCCACUCCCCGCAGCCUCCGGCAGCUCGGAUACCACCACCACGUCUGCGGCUUCGGAGACGACCGGGACGCAGGUACCAGCUGCCUUAACAUGGGAGCCCGCUGCAGCUGCUACCGCUGCUACUGCCGCCAGGGCUGCUGAAACACAGCUCCCGCCCGCGGGGAGGGGUUGCACCGGCGACAGCGGUAGGGCCCCCAGCUGUACGGCAGCCCCGGCUGCUGCUGACGACAGUAGGAUUGCAGCCACAUGUGCUGCUGGUUCACCGGCAGCACCUGCUGUAGAUGCCGCCGCCAACACCGCCGCCGUGGAGAACCGUCCCUAUAGCACUGGCAGCGGCGGCGGCGGUAGCGGCGGUAGUAGCCCUGACGUCAGCCCAAGUAUGGUUACCGCUAGCGGUGCCGCCACCCCGGUAGCUGCUGCCACUGCUGCUGCUGCUGGCAGUACGGGCAUGGGACUGGCGGCGGCAGGCGGCAGCAUGUCGAACCCAAACACCGGCAACAGCAGCCGCAGCCACCCAAGCACCUCUCGGCCCUCUUCCCGCCUUCGUCUGCAGCGACGGCACCCCAACCCGCUGCUGCAAGACGCUGACUUUGCCGCAACCGCCGCUGCUGCCUUUCACCAGUACCGGACCCGUAUGGAUCAGGAGCAGGGCGGG